Messenger RNA from Carya illinoinensis, 1569 nucleotides. RefSeq names its product cytochrome P450 94B3. Gene Ontology annotation, molecular function: heme binding; monooxygenase activity; iron ion binding. The record is from RefSeq and is a predicted model, not a curated record. NCBI's taxonomy places the organism in Eukaryota, Viridiplantae, Streptophyta, Magnoliopsida, Fagales, Juglandaceae. The coding region runs from base 1 to 1569 and encodes 522 amino acids. The transcript has a single exon.
AUGGCUAUCUUUCUUCUAGCUUUCAUAUCUCUAGGGACGUUUUCCCUUUUCUCUUCCCUGUUCUUCUUCUCCUUCAUCCUUCAAAUUCAUCGGAAAUUGUCUUCCAGUAUUGAUCAUGGCCCUCCUUCAUACCCAGUUAUUGGCUGCCUAAUCUCUUUCUACAAAAACCGCCGGCGCCUCCUGGACUGGUACACAGACCUCUUAUCAAAGUCCCCCACUCAGACCAUCGACGUGCACCGGCUCGGUGCACGGCGAAUCGUUGUGACCGCAAACCCGGCCAACGUCGAAUACAUGCUCAAGACAAACUUUAACAACUUCCCCAAAGGCACCCCUUUCACCGACAUCCUCGGCGAUCUUCUUGGCUAUGGUAUCUUCAACGUCGACGGUGAGUUAUGGUUCACCCAGCGCAAGCUGGCCAGCCAUGAGUUUAGCACAAAGUCCUUGAGAGAAUUCGUCUUCAAAACGAUUGAAGAAGAAGUCGACUGCCGAUUGAUCCCAUUGCUUGAGGAGGCCGCGGAGAGGAAUGAAAUCUUGGAUUUGCAAGAAAUACUGAGAAGGUUUGCGUUUGAAACUAUCUGUAAGGUCUCGUUGGGGACAGACCCAUGUUGCCUAGACCUGCAUUGCCCCGUGCCUCCUCUUGUAAAAGCCUUUGACAUUGCGUCGGAGAUAAGCGCCAUGCGUUCGAUGGCCCCGGUAUUCUGGUUUUGGAAGAUCAAGCGUGCACUGAACCUAGGCUCCGAGAAGAAACUCAAAGAAGCAGUUCGACUCGUGCAUGGCUCUGUGGCCGAGAUCAUACGAAACAAGAGGCGAAUCCUCGAAGAAGCUGGCGAAAACAAACGCGAGAGCAGUACUGAUUUAUUGUCGAGAUUUUUGCAGGCGGGGCACGUCGACGAGGAGGUGACAAGAGACAUGGUGAUAAGUUUCAUCAUGGCGGGCCGAGACACGACAUCCUCGGCCUUGACAUGGCUGUUCUGGUUGCUCUCAAAGUACCCAAAUCAAAAGGAACUCAUUGUGAACGAAGUGAAUUCUGUGCUGGCCAAUAUUAAUGGCGGAUCCGAAACUGAAAAGCCAUUGGACUGCGAAACUCUCAAGGAGAUGAAGUUCGUCAAGGCCUGCCUGUGCGAGUCCAUGCGGCUCUACCCGCCGGUUGCGUGGGACUCAAAGCACGCCCUCGAAGAUGAUACUUUUCCCGAUGGGACUCCAAUCGGGAAGGGAGAUAGAGUGACCUACUUUCCUUAUGGAAUGGGGAGAAUGGAGAAGUUGUGGGGGAAGGAUCGGUUCGAGUUUAAACCGGACCGAUGGUUCGAUGAUAAGCUGGAUGGGAAGUUGAAAACGGAUAUCAGUCCGUACAAGUUCCCGGUUUUCCAGGCCGGUCCGAGGGUGUGCCUUGGGAAGGAGAUGGCUUUUGUAGAGAUGUCGUAUGCAGUGGUCAGGAUACUGAGGCGGUUCGAGAUCUGGCCGGUCUGUGAUCAGGACCAGCCGAUUUUUGUUCCUUUGUUGACUGGCCAUAUGGCUGGAGGGUUCAAGGUGAUGGUCCGGAAGGGCAAUGCACUGGCUGCGGUCACUUAG